GGAGGCUCGCGCUAUACAGUCGCCAGUGUAGGGUUACCGCCGAACCGAAUAUCACGACCGUUUCGCUGCUAUUAAUCUGUGAACGAUUUAUCAACCGAUCAAUCGUUUUUCGCUGACUGUACGUCUGUACGUAUAUAUUUAAAUAAUUUAUUUUCAUAUUAAAUACGCGAUUUCAGACAAUCGCCUUUUCCGGUUUUACAUAUACAUCGUCGUAUUAAUUACGCCAACCGCACACACAACCGGAAUUGUUUGGGGAAAAUUGCAUUUAGACGAUUACGUUCCGAGUCGUCCGGCCGCCACCAUGGGGCUGCGAACGUUCGUGUUAUGUUCGUUCGUCUGGUAUUUCGGACACGCCGCACAAUACGCACCGAUUGAAGGCGUGGACGGUAACGAUUGCGCCGUCGUCCUAGAAGGAUCGAAGCAUUUCAUUUAUAACAGUGGAAAAGGUUCACCGCACCGUUCGGCGGCUCACAUGUGCAUCACGUACGACACGGUUAAUAGAGCUUUUCUAGACGUCCAAAACCGUCACACGCUGCUAGAACCUAACGACCAAUGGGGCCCGAUACAUUUUGCCAGACUUGGAGAAUUGUUGUUGGACGUGUCGCAAGUGCUCGCAAAAAUGUAUGACUUGAACGCCGAUGACGUGAACAAGUUCUUGCCUGCUAUCGACACUUCCAAGACGCUCAUCAGGAACGUAUGCCCGUCGUGUUUAACGAGAGUGGUGUGCAAACCCGGUAAGUACCGUAGGGCAGACGGGCUGUGCAACAAUGAAGACAAUCCGACGUGGGGAGCGACUAUGUCAACGUUUAACAGGUUGAUGUCACCACGAUUUUCCGAUAAGUUGUCCGCGCCCAAGACGUCGGCUUCCAAUCAACCCCUACCCCUUGCUAGGGUCGUGUCCCGAACCGUUCACCCUGAUGAGGGGCUGCAUGAACAUGCCGGAACUGUAAUGUUAGUCGCCUGGGGACAGUUCAUGGACCACGAUUUGACUCUGACGGCCACUCCGUUAGAUCCGGUGAACAGAAACGAACCCGAAGAGUGUUGUGGCCGUCCGGACCACUUGAAGAACAAAUACUGUUACGAGAUAAAAAUACCAGAAGACGACAAUUUUUAUAGAAACCACAACGUCAGGUGUCAGGAUUUCGUAAGAGCGUUUCCUGGUGUCAAGCCCGAUUGUAAAUUGGGACCGAGGUCACCGUUCAAUCUACUUACCCCGGUGAUCGACGGUAAUACCAUUUACGGAGUAGAUGAAACGUUUUCCCAGUAUCUUAGGUCCGGAUAUACUGGACAACUGAGGAUGAACCCGGCAUUCGCGAAUCUAGGGCUGAAAGAACUGCUGCCAAUGAAGUUGAACAUCCCGGACGAAGGUUGUAUCAGGUCGAAUGCUUCUCAGUACUGUUUUGAAUCAGGUGAAAUUAGAGUAAACGAACAGCUUGUUCUUACGUGCAUCCAUACAUUAAUGGCCAGAGAACAUAACCGUGUGGCUAAAGAAUUAUCGCAAAUAAAUCCGCACUGGAAUGACGAAAUGCUCUACCAGGAAGCCAAGAGAAUUGUCGUGGCUGAAAUACAACAUAUAACGUAUAACGAAUUUCUGCCCAUACUUUUAGGGAAAGACAUGAUGGAUAAACAUAGCUUAACAAACAAAAAAAAAGGACAUUGGAACGGAUACGAUUCAAAUGCAAAUCCAAAUAUAUUGGCUGCGUUUUCGGCGGCGGCCUUUCGUUUCGGCCAUUCCUUGCUGCCAAAUGUUAUUGAACGCUGGAGCAAAGCUCACGGUUUUAUCGCUUCCAAAAAACUGUCGGACUUGAUUCGGCGGCCGUUCGAUUUGUAUAGAGCCGGCGCUAUAGACGAGUAUCUAAUGGGCCUCAUGAACCAAGUCGCACAGGCCAUGGACGAUUCGAUAACGCAAGAAGUGACAAAUAAUUUAAUAAAAAAACCGGGCCAAGGGUUUGGUUUCGACCUGGUAUCGUUUAACAUACAGAGGGGCAGGGACUUCGGAUUACCCGGUUACAUGGAGUACAGACGCCAUUGUGGGUUGACCGUGGCCAACCGAUUUGAAGAUAUGGCGGGAUUCAUGCCUAAUUCCACCAUACAACGUUAUCAAAUGAUCUACUCAUCACCGUUCGACAUCGACUUGUGGUCAGGCGGAGUGUCGGAAAAGCCGGCGCAAGGGAGUGUCGUGGGACCUACGUUCGGUUGCAUAAUUGCAUCGCAAUUCAGUCUGUUGAAGAGGGGCGAUCGGUUUUGGUACGAAUUGCCCAAUCAACCGUCAUCAUUCUCAUCGGAUCAGUUGCAAGAGAUCAGAAACGUCCGGCUGGCGCGUUUGGUUUGUGACAAUACGGACAUAAUUGACACGGUACAAAUGUAUCCGAUGGUGUUGUCGGAUCACGAACUGAAUCCUAGGGUCCCGUGUAGGAGUGGAGUCAUACCUAGGAUGGAUCUGAGCAAGUGGGCCGACACUUCACUAGAUACGGCUGAACCCAACACUAGACUCUCGAACGUGGAGAAAAAUCUCAAAUCCGGCAUGACGGAAGCAAAGAUACAGUUCUGCGAGAACUGCAACGCGACGGUCGUGGACAACGGGAUCGGGUUGGCGGAUACAGGAACACGGGUGAUUACGAUCAUUGAAGCGACAGAUGAGCUGGACGGAAACGCGGUGAUGAACUCAAACGCCAUAUUCGGCGGCAACGACAAAAGGCUAAAACGGGGUGCCGAAGCCGCUUCGCUGGCCGGAAAUGAGACGGCGGACGGGAACGACGACCCGUCGCUGUCGGACGAAAUGGUGUUAGCCGGGCUGGACGUGCCUAAGGCGACGCCGAUCAAGCGGGACACUUCGGACGGGUUACCGGACAUGACGCAGGCGAUCAUGGAGCAGCGUGUGGACUACGACGUGGACGAGGAGUUCCGGGCGGCCAACGGUCACGGGUUCGAAGCUCCCAGAACCAGGCCGGUGAACAAUUACCGCGGUUACAGCAGCCGCCGUCCGGACGAACACCUGGAGGAUGACGGGGACGAAUUUGACGACGCCGACCACAACUCGCACUACGAGUACGUGCCCAUGGAGUUCGACGACGAGGGAAACCACAGACCGCUAACUUUGCCUAACUACUUGGACUCUAAGAAGCCUGUCAAGUCUAACAAGUACGGCGCGUCCAAGAAGCCGAAGUAUCAUCCACGGCCGUUCGGUUAUAAAGGUCACGGGAGCGGUAGCAGUAGCGGUGCAUCGCCACAGCUGCACGACCACGACUUUGUGCCACUGCGCGGUGGAGGCAGUGGGGCAAGCUUUGGAGGCAUCGGUGGAGGUAGUCCAGCGGCAGGAUAUUCGUAUGGCGUGGGUGGUGGUAAAUAUUCUGAUGGUGAAUUUGACGAUUAUCAUGACGUACCGUCGCCAUACUCCGGUCGCCCGUUAUCGGAUAGCGGCGGUGGACCCAAGUCGUAUGUGUCAAUGACUCGUAGCAACCCCGACGAAGCUGAUCACGGAGAUAUAAUCAAUAUCAAUCACGGGCAUGGCUCUUAUGACGUGCAUGAGGGGCCGUCACGUGAUUAUCGCGGAUACUCUUCCGCGGAUCACGAUGACGAGGACGAUACGUACCAUGAUCACGGGAUCACAAAAUCGUCACCAAAGUCGCCGUACUUCUACCGGGGUGGAGACUACGCGUACGAACCGUCAUCGACUUCGAUUCAGUCCACUCAGUCCCGGUUACAAGAAGCAUACGACAAGCCCCCAAAGUCGAAAGCCUACUGGAGGAUGUCGUACGUGCAGGACGUCUAAGAAACAUCACACGAUCAUCACCGCCAUCGACUACCACCAAUAACCUGCACCAGAACUAUCGUUACCAUUUCCGCUAUCACCACUAGUUGAGGCUUAACCCACAAUAUUCAAUGAUCUUACGAAUAUUUGUUUAUGGCUAAUUGAAAAUUAAUCAUUGAAACCCUAACGCCAAAACAAAACGUUAUGUAUGCUAUCAUAUCAUCGACCAAAAUAUUUUUAAUUAUAGGAUUGGGCAGAAAAAAUGUUUACGAGCUAGGUCGAUCGUUUAGAACGAAUCAUGUGCUUUAUAUAUAUAUGUAUAUAUAUAUAUAUAUUACACCGUAAUAAUGGACAUGAUUUUAUUUUAC
Messenger RNA from Aphis gossypii (cotton aphid), 4119 nucleotides. RefSeq lists its product as uncharacterized. Gene Ontology annotation, biological process: response to oxidative stress. Gene Ontology annotation, molecular function: peroxidase activity; heme binding. Lineage: Eukaryota; Metazoa; Arthropoda; Insecta; Hemiptera; Aphididae. The transcript has 17 exons. The record is from RefSeq and is a predicted model, not a curated record. The coding region runs from base 302 to 3772 and encodes 1156 amino acids.